AUGGGUGAAUCUAAGCAAAUUUAUGAAGAUGUUGGCUUCCAGAAAAAUGAUAAUAAUGGAUCGCCACACAUCAAGAGGGAGAUCUUGAAAGGUGGAAGUGAAAGUUCUGAAUCCGAAUCCAUGGAAUCCGACUCAUCAGACUGGGCUGAAGAUACAUCGUCAUCACCAUCUUCAUCGCCUUCACACGGUCCUCUCUAUGAAUUAUCCGACCUCAUGACCUAUCUUCCUAUCAAGAGAGGUCUAUCGAAGUAUUACCAGGGUAAGUCACAGAGUUUUGCAUCUAUGGCAAGUGUGAUGAAUCUUGAAGACCUUGCAAAGAAAGGGAUUUCUUACGGCAAAAAGUUGAAAUCGUGUAAAAGCUAUGUAGGGAAUUUGAACGAUCGAAAAUAUGGUCCUAAGGCAAACAUAGCAAAGAAAGAGCUCUUCAAGAGGCACUUCAAUUAG
Molecule: messenger RNA, 444 nt
Organism: Fraxinus pennsylvanica
Lineage: Eukaryota; Viridiplantae; Streptophyta; Magnoliopsida; Lamiales; Oleaceae
Source: the annotation of a GenBank genome assembly